GAGAAGGCGAGAAAGACCAGAAGAACAAGAGAAGCAUGCCUGCAGGAGCUGAAUUGGAAGUUUUUGCCUUGUUUUCGGUGUUAGAAUCGUGACUUUUUUUUAUUCCUUGAGAUAUGACUAAACAGGAGCGUCUUUAGCAGUUGGAUUUUUUUUUUUAUAAUCUCAAUUCUGUCACAAGAUAAAUCGCUCCAACCUGGUCCGCUAUGAGCGCGUCUGCAGGGACUGGAGUGUUUGUGCUCUCCUUGAUGUCCAUCCCCAUCUGCUAUUUAUUUAAUUCCCUCAUUUACAGCAACAGUGCUGACGCUUUCUUCUUCGCUGGGUGUUCAACAGUCCUGAUCCUGGCCAUUUCAGCUCGUUUUAUACUCAAGAAGAAGGCUCCAGUAGAUCCUCUUUUCUAUGUGUAUGCAGUGUACACAUUCCUCAGUGUGGUGAAUCUGAUCAUUGGGCUGGAACAGGACAACAUCAUUGAUGGAUUUGUGACGUUUUACCUCAGAGAGGCAGAUCCACAUAUUAACACAGCACAUGGACACAUGAUCUCCUAUUGGGAUGGCUGUGUGCAUUAUCUCAUCUAUCUGCUAAUGAUUGCUGCAAUUACUUGGGGGGACAGUUACAGAGCCAUUGGACUCUACUGGGUGGGAUCUUUUCUCAUGCGUGCCAUAGUCUACAUUCUUGGGAAUGCUGUGGGGAAAUAUGGGACCCAUGUUAGUCCUCUCUUCCUCCUCCACAUGCUAUAUAUCUCAGUGUCUGUCUGGGCCUGCUUCCGCACCUUCAGCCAGCCCUCCACAUGGGAUGCUCAGUUUCCUAGCAUCCAGGAGGCGGAAAGAAAAUGUUUACUCCACAGACCUCUGGACCUACUGUUCAUCAUCUACCUCAUCCUUGCUUUUGCUUUCUGUGUCUUCAGAGGCCUGGUUGUUCUGGACUGUUCCAGCAAAUGGUGUCAAGUCUACACACAGCAGUAUGAGCCUUACCUAAAAGACCCUUCAGCCUAUCCUAAAGUACAGAUGUUGCUGAGCAUGCUGUACUCUGGACCAUACUACAUCAUUACUCUCUAUGGGCUGAUGGUCCCGGGAUGUGAGUGGAUGCCGGAUCUGACUCUUGUACACUCUGGAGCACUGGCACAGGCCCAGUUCACUCAUAUCGGUGCAUCACUUCACACACGGACGCCGUUUUCCUACAGAGUGCCUGCUGAUAGCCAGCCUGUCUUCUUGCUGGUUAAUGUCCUGUACGCUCUAGUGCCUCAGGCUCUGUGCUACCGCUGCUGCUCCAGGCCUGCCUUCUUUCUCAGGCCAACGCCAGAAAAGAAGACUGAAUAAAGAGAGAGAGAGAGAAAGAGUGCCAGGAAUGUCAAGGAUGCCUAAAUAAAAGGUUGUAAUACUUGCAAAGUACUGCUCUGUGUUUGCAGUUAUUAGCAGUUGUCAGUUGCUUUUUUUGGAGCUUCCACCUCUUUAACUUAGUCUCGCUGACCUGUCUCCACAGUGCUGCGAAGUAACCUUUAACCUUGAUGAGGGCUUAAGGAGGGUAUCAAAAGGAGUUUGAUACUGGAGUGUGUGUGUGUGUGUGUGUGUGUGUGUGUGUGUAAUGAUUCUCUUAGCCUUCUUGCAGCACCCGGUGUAAAUUGUAUAUGUCUAUUGUAUAUUUUAUAUAUAUAUAUAGCAAGCACAGGAAGGCACAAACAGUGUCACUGUAUGGAUAAUAGUGUGUAUGGGAAUCAAACUACUUGACAAUACUCAUUGUUCUUAUAUUUUUGGUAAGUUGGUUACAAAAACUGCUUUCUUGUUGACACUGAGGUUUCUGUGCAGUGUUUUUUUGCUAGUGG
This is a messenger RNA of Perca fluviatilis (European perch), 1816 nucleotides long. RefSeq names its product transmembrane 6 superfamily member 1-like. The transcript has 10 exons. The record is from RefSeq and is a predicted model, not a curated record. The coding region runs from base 204 to 1313 and encodes 369 amino acids. Gene Ontology annotation, cellular component: lysosomal membrane. NCBI's taxonomy places the organism in Eukaryota, Metazoa, Chordata, Actinopteri, Perciformes, Percidae.